AAUAUAUGGAUAAACUAGCAAUAAUGAAAUAGAUUAAGAGCACGGCUUAUAUCUAUAGCAUAUAAGUUUGGGAAUGGAAACCACAAUGGGGAAGCAUUUAUAGUGUAUUGUGGCUGCCUCGGCACCUUUUGUUCUCAGACCUCUGCCCUCCUCUCCCACCUCCUGGAAAAAGUUUGGCCUGAGACAUAGACAGCGGUUUUCUUUCCCCAAAGGCCAGCCAGGAUGCAAGGCGCCGCCGUCGAUGGGAGGAGCAGGGCUUUGCCGGACAAGGCCGACACGAGCUCCAAGAAGGCGCGGCAGGACCUGCCCGACGGCCACAUGAAGCAAGAGGCGGCCGGUGGAGGAGACGGAGGCGCCAUCGUCACGGCGGCGUACAACCCGCGAGUGGAACUCGCCGUGAGGAUCGACAAGCAAGUGCUCCACUGCCCCCUCUGCACCCUCCCCUUCAAGCCCCCCGUCUUCCAGUGCAAAGCGGGGCACCCGGCCUGCGGCGGCUGCGUGGCCCAGCUGCCCUUCGGGCAGUGCAUGGCGUGCGUGGACAGUGGUGGCUUCUUCGACCCCUGCCCUGCGCUGGACGCCGUGGUGUCCUCCACCAGGAUCGGGUGCCCCAACGCCGGCUGCCAGUGGUACGUGACCUACCACGAGGUCGCCGAGCACCAGAAAGCAUGCCCGCACACGCCCUGCCACUGCACGGAGCCCGGCUGCGGCUAUGUCGGCGCACCACAGGCGCUCGCCGGCCACAUCAACACCGUCCACUCGGCGCCGUUGCGUGCCGUGCAGUACGGCAAGGUCAGCCAGCUCCAGCUGCCGGUGUCGACCCCGCGGCUGGUGCUCCUCGGUGACGACAACCGCGUGUUCCUCCUGACCGUGGGCGCGCUCGGCGCCGGUGCGGCCGUCGUGUCCGUGGUGUGCGCCAGGGCUAGGGCGGCGACGCGGCCCCGGUUCACGUGCAAGAUGUGGGUCAACCUGGGGCCGCCCCCGGCGGCGGCGGCGAACUGCGGCAAGGAGGACAUGGUGCUGGUGGACAUGCACAUCAGGAGCAGCUCGUCGCCCGGCGCGGUGGCCGCCGCGGACGAGCCAACGUUCCUGCCGGUGCCGCGGAUGUACCUGGUUCCAGCAGCAGCAAGGGACGGGACGUCCAUGGAAGUUCCCCUGCACAUCCGCAUCGACAAGCUCUCCCCUUUGUCCGACGCAUUGGUUUGAUUUGGUCCACCGUUGUUGUGUUGAUGGGAAACAAACGAUGCAGCUGAAACUAUUUGGGUGAUGUUAAUUAGUAGAUGCAGUUCAUCUUUAAUGUCAUUGUAGGGUACUGUAUUUAAAUCGGAGGAUAUUAUGCUUGGUGCUAAUCCUGUCGUGAAAUGCAUCUUCUUCCGUUGUU
This is a messenger RNA of Triticum aestivum (bread wheat), 1378 nucleotides long. RefSeq names its product E3 ubiquitin-protein ligase SINA-like 10. The transcript has 2 exons. Lineage: Eukaryota; Viridiplantae; Streptophyta; Magnoliopsida; Poales; Poaceae. Gene Ontology annotation, molecular function: zinc ion binding. Bases 223 to 1203 code for a protein of 326 amino acids. The record is from RefSeq and is a predicted model, not a curated record.